UUUCAAUAAGUUUUUGCCAGCAAAAUAGUAUUGGAAAAGCGGAACAUAAAAAAAAACAAAAAUGAAAUUUUCAUUAUUAACUGUGGUAGUAAUGGCAUGGAGCACAGGAGUGCAGAGCAAAAUAGAGUUUAUGCCUGAGGCCAUGUAUACCACCACAAGUCCUACUGCCAAGGUGGAUAAUUACAUUUUACAACAUCAACGACAAUUCGAGGAACAAAUGCGCACCUUGGAUAAAUAUCUAGAGGAUUUUCGCAAGAAAUUUGAAUUACGUUUAGAAGUAAUUGAAUAUUAUGAUGCUGUUAUGGAUGUUAAAUUGCGCGAUAUGAAAGAUAAAUUGGAUCCCAUGGAAAUGUUGGGUGAUGUUAAUGAUGUGUGUGUGGAAAAGUAUCGUGGCAAAAUACCAGCUGAUAAUGUUUUAAAAGUAAAUCUAAAAACCUGCAUCAAUAAAGCGAAUACAGCAUUUUCGUCGUUGCUUAAUAACCCGGAAAAUACCUUGAAAAAUUUACGCAAUCAUUAUAAUAAUCCAUUUAAUAAUUCUCUCAAGGAUUGUAAACGGAAAUUUGAGAAAGAUGAAACUAAAUAUAAAAAUUGUGCCUCAACGGCGAUUAAAACCGCUACCACCUAUUUUAAUACCAACACCAAUACAUUUUAUUCACAAAUGACUACGGCCGAGUGCAGUUCGAAUACCAAAAUCGAUGAGGCCUUCGAUUGUUAUUCAGCUCAUGUUUAUCAAACAUUCUCCUCUAUGGGCGAGGUGAAUGGUUUGAUUGAGAAUUGUUUGGCUGGUCAUGAUUUUUGCGUGCCCUGUGACAAUGAAGAUGCGGCCAUUAUUAAGGGUCGUUGUCCUUAUCAAAUGGCCUGGCAUUUGGCCGAUGACGAUUUGACGGGUGAUAAAAUUGUUAAUCCAUUUAAGGGUAUUAAUAGCACCACACCUUGCCUACAGGUUAAUUUUAUAACGAAAAGUUUUUCUGACGGUGUAAAUAAGGCGUAAUUAAUUAUAUAAUUAUUUAUAAAAUAA
Molecule: messenger RNA, 1018 nt
Organism: Lucilia sericata (common green bottle fly)
Lineage: Eukaryota; Metazoa; Arthropoda; Insecta; Diptera; Calliphoridae
Exons: 3
Coding region: 62-991 (309 amino acids)
Source: RefSeq, a predicted model, not a curated record